AUGUGGACAGACAGCUCCAUCGUCGCAUCCACUACUCAGGCUGCGCUGCGAUACCUCGGCCAUACAGCGCAAGAUGCUGCAUCCACUCUUGACGAUCCCGCACGACGAGAAAACCCAAACGAUGCUCUCUUAGUUCUUCUGCCGCUACUCAUCGUCUUGUCUACCUUCCUCUUCCUCCUCCUUCUCUUCCUCUUAUGUGUAAUACUCCUCCGCAGACGAAGGGGCAUCGCUCUUCGGGAUAGCGAUGGUCCGGUUGAUCUCAGCAGGGAAGAAUUUAUCGAGGGCGAGGGCGGUUUCGACGGUGUAGAGUCUCGCUGGCUAGAGAGUGUAUCGGAGACUCAACGCAGAUCCUAUCUUCGCGCGAAAGAAUACCAACUCCAAUACCCCCCAAAUUCCCUUCCUACCGACAUUACUCUCUCCCAAUUCCUCUCCAUCCAGGAGAAAGGCGUCUCGGCCUGGUCGUUCGACCCAGAUUACGAGAUGCUCUCAUCUCUUCUCGUCCAUGCCCGGACAGAGCUGACCUUCCUUCCCGACCCGUCCUCUGCAUCAUCUUGUCAAUCCAACCUCCCACUCCCCAAACUCAACGAGGUUUAUUACUGGGAAGUCAAGAUGUUCGACCUCCCCGAGAGCACCAACGUCGCCGUCGGUCUCGCCACCAAACCCUAUCCCUCCUUCCGUCUUCCAGGCCACAGUCGAUUCUCCGUCGCAUACCACUCCAACGGCGAUAAAUCUUACAACUACCCCUUCACGUCUCAGACAUUCGGUUCAGCCUUGAAGGAAGGCGAUGUUCUCGGCGUAGGCUAUCGUCCACGGAGCGGCACCGUUUUCUUCACCAGAAACGGACGAAAGAUGGAGGACGCGUUCGUCGGUCUCAACAACUGGAACCUCUUCCCCACCAUCGGCGCCGACGGACCGUGCAGUCUGCACGUCAACCUCGGUCAAGCCGGAUUCGUCUUCAUCGAGGCCAACGUCAAGAAAUGGGGCCUGGCACCGAGCGUAGGGACGCUCGCACCCCCGCCCGCAUAUGGAAGUGAGCGUGGAAGCAUCCUGCUCGAGGCGGGG
This is a messenger RNA of Stereum hirsutum FP-91666 SS1, 1062 nucleotides long. Its product is annotated as SPRY-domain-containing protein. Lineage: Eukaryota; Fungi; Basidiomycota; Agaricomycetes; Russulales; Stereaceae. The transcript is spliced from 2 exons. The record is from RefSeq and is a predicted model, not a curated record. Gene Ontology annotation, molecular function: protein binding. The annotation marks the transcript as partial.